Messenger RNA from Histoplasma mississippiense, 1026 nucleotides. RefSeq lists its product as hypothetical. NCBI's taxonomy places the organism in Eukaryota, Fungi, Ascomycota, Eurotiomycetes, Onygenales, Ajellomycetaceae. The record is from RefSeq and is a predicted model, not a curated record. The coding region runs from base 1 to 1026 and encodes 341 amino acids. Gene Ontology annotation, cellular component: endoplasmic reticulum; plasma membrane; Golgi apparatus. The transcript is spliced from 3 exons.
AUGGCACUCUCAGAACCGGAUUCUGUAGACGAACAGGAUCCUCGAAAUGCUGGAGAUGAGAAGAAGCAAAAGAGCCGGAGACCAGCAAGUGCGCAUAAUGCCUCGAUCCCUAUAUCCCCCCACCAUGACUUCUCAUUCUGUCCUGUCCCCAAAGCAGGAACUUUUCCGGGCGUCGCACCAGUGAACACCACCGUAUGUUCGCUGUACUUCGAGAUUCCAAAUGAUAUCGGACCCUCGGUAUUCCUCUAUUACCGUCUCACCAACUUUUACCAAAACCACCGACGAUAUGUUAAGUCCUUGGACUUGGACCAACUCAAGGGCAAGGCUCUCCCCAAUAGCACGAUAAACGGGAGCCCCUGCGACCCGCUCAGGAUUGACCCGGAGACUCAAAAGGCGUAUUACCCCUGUGGCCUCAUUGCGAACUCGGUAUUCAAUGACACUUUCUACUCCCCCGCUCUCCUUGGGACAGUGGACAACCAGUUCUAUGAAAUGACCAACAAGGGAAUAUCGUGGAGUAGCGACAAGCAAUUAUUCGGGAAGACUGAAUACAAGCCAGAACAGAUCUGGCCUCCUCCCAACUGGCGGAAACGGUAUCCCGAUGGCUACAACAAUAAGACUCCUCCACCUGAUUUGCAUGAGUACGAAGAACUCCAGGUGUGGAUGAGAACGGCAGGUUUACCGACAUUCAGCAAACUGGCGAUGAGAAAUGACAAAGAUGUUAUGAAAGCUGGAAGUUAUCGAAUUGACAUAGAUGACAGUGCGCCCGGCCCCCUUACUUGCUGUCGAUUUCUGGCUUAUUUCUCCCCUUUCUUACUUCACCAUCUAUUAUUUCGUUGUUGGCUAACAGGCAUGAUUACUACCAGAUUUCCCGGUCACCCGUUACGGAGGGACGAAAUCUAUCGUUUUGUCUACAAAUACUGUGGUGGGUGGAAACUUGGUGACCACACAUAUCUGACGUGGAAUAACGAACAGCCUAGUACAGCCACCACAACUGGCCGUGAGCCCCGGUUCGGCGGCAGGUCGUGA